AUGCUCCUGCCCAAAUCUAUAUAUCUCAAUCAAUCUAUCUAUUUAUUCGAAGUUAUCUAUCUAUCUAUCUAUCUAUCUAUCUAUCUAUCUAUCUAUCUCAUUUUUUUUUAUUGUCCUUAUUUCUUUCUCUUUUUCCUCUUGAAAUAUCACUUCAUUUCUAUCUAUCUAUCUAUCUAUCUAUCUAUCUAUCUAUCUAUCUGUCUUGCCCACCCCCACCAUCUAUUUUCCUCUUUCUUUAUUUUGCCUUUGAUACUUUUUUCUCUUAGAAUAUCUUCUAUUUCUCUUUUUUCUUCUCUCUCUCCCUCUCUCUCUCUCCCCCCUCUCUCCUUCCCUUUCCUUCUUUUUGUUUCUCGCUCUCUUUUCUUUCCCACUACAUUCUAUCUAGCUAGCUAUCCCUUUCUUUAUCUUCUAUCUAUCUAUCUAUCUAUCUAUCUAUCUAUCUAUCUAUCUAUCCCUAUCCCUUUUCUUAUCUAUCUAUCUAUCUAUCUAUCUAUCUAUCUAUCUAUCUAUCUAUCUAUCUAUCCCUUUCAUUUUCAUUAUCUAUCUAUCUAUCUAUCUAUCUAUCUAUCUAUCUAUCUAUCUUUCGAUACAUGA
This is a messenger RNA of Acanthosepion pharaonis, 594 nucleotides long. Lineage: Eukaryota; Metazoa; Mollusca; Cephalopoda; Sepiida; Sepiidae. The record is from the annotation of a GenBank genome assembly.